AUGGUUUCAAAUCGGGUCGUGGCCAUCCUCGAGGGCUUCAAUCAACAGAAGCCCGCUUCGCGGACCCUGGCAGUCUCAAUUGACCUGUCACGAGCCUUCGACUGUAACCGCCACGAUCGUUUCCUUUUCCGCGGCACCCUCUCUAAGCCCUGUAAGCAGACCUGCAACGUUCCUCAAGACUCUGUGCUCAGUCUGACCCUGUUAAACAUUUACAUGCGAGACCUCCCACUCCCUCCGGCACCUGCGAAAGUGGUAUCAUACGCGGAUGAUUUCACCUUCUUCUGCCAGCACCAUCACAUUGAUCAGGCUGCGCAGAUUAUCUCGGAGUCCAUGCCUAACGUCGUGAACUUCUUCAUUCAGUGCGGAUUGAGGAUCUGGGCAGCCAAGUCUUCGGUCACCGUUUUCACACUGGAUCCGAAGGAGUUCAAUCGCCACCUGGCCAUCACUGUCAACGAUGCUUCAUUCGAAUACUUCAAAUUCCUCAUCUUCGGUGUCCGAGUUGAACAGUUGGGCCAUUACGGUAUCCAUCAUGCCCGGAUCCCUCUUGUCGUUAUCCUAGCCAGUGUCCUUGCUGUUACCUAA
Messenger RNA from Dibothriocephalus latus, 582 nucleotides. The record is from the annotation of a GenBank genome assembly. Lineage: Eukaryota; Metazoa; Platyhelminthes; Cestoda; Diphyllobothriidea; Diphyllobothriidae.